Messenger RNA from Drosophila ficusphila, 1155 nucleotides. RefSeq lists its product as uncharacterized. Gene Ontology annotation, biological process: SCF-dependent proteasomal ubiquitin-dependent protein catabolic process. Gene Ontology annotation, cellular component: SCF ubiquitin ligase complex. Gene Ontology annotation, molecular function: protein binding. NCBI's taxonomy places the organism in Eukaryota, Metazoa, Arthropoda, Insecta, Diptera, Drosophilidae. The transcript is spliced from 2 exons. Bases 1 to 1155 code for a protein of 384 amino acids. The record is from RefSeq and is a predicted model, not a curated record.
AUGAGUGCCACAAAUAUCGAGGAGCUCUACGACGACUGCCUCUACCAUAUAAUGGAUUAUUUGUCUACUGAAGAUCGAAUAAGUUUCGCCCAAGUGUGCCGGAGAUUUCGACAGGUUUUCACCAAUGGAAACAAUAGUAAAUACUCCGAUUUCACAAUCGAUUUAAACAGUACGAGGAAAGAGCUAAUACAAUUCUGCAUAUGCCGGGAAGAAGUUAAAUCGUUAACAAUCGAUUUAGAUCACUUUGAGUUACCAAAACAUUUUAGAAAAUAUGGAUGUGUGUCUCCAGUAAAAUGUUUUGAAAUUCUUUGUCUCAAUUUAUCUGGAAUGAAUAAUUUAAUGCACUUGAUUGUUAAACAAAAGUAUAAGCUCACCAUGCUUGCUGACAAGCCCUUCGAUCAAAUUCUGUCAGCAGUAAGACACUUGCCGAAGCUGAAAAAGUUGAAAAUUCAGGCUAGAGAUGAUUGCAGGGUUGAUUGCCUGUCUCAGCUUCAUCACAUUGAAGAUUUGGAAAUCCUCAUACCGAAAAUUCCAAAUGCAACUCUGGUGAAAUGCUGCAAAUCCAAUGCAAAUCUUCUCAGUCUUCAGCUUGGUUAUUCCUGCGUUCAGAAGGAUGUGAGAAACAUAGUGCCCCAUUGCAAGAACCUGGAAGUACUCAAGUUUGGAAUGCCUGGAAAAUCCUCAGACUAUGUUGCAGUGGCUAGGCUUCCGAAACUCAGGAAGCUAACAUACUAUGGGAUUCGAGGGAUCGGGUCUUUUGAGGCACUUCUUUCGGUAUUGGCAAUCAAAAAUCAGUUAACACACCUGGCAAUCGACUGUGGAAGCCUGGUUAUGCAAGAGAUCAGGCAGUUGAUUCGCAUCCAAAACUUAAGAUAUUUAAAAUGCUUUAGCUCAACAAUUGAAUGUGUGGAGAUGCUGGCCUGCCUCUCGAAUCUGGAAGAGCUCUGGCUUUCGAUGUCCUCUCCAUUGGAUAUAUCCAACGCCCUUCUGUUAGUCAUUGCAAACUGUAAAAACUUGAAAAGUCUUCGAGUUUCUGGUGGUAUUGUAAAUGCGAAAAUUAUAAGCGAUGCCACUAGAGAGAUUAAUUUUGGGAAAAGCGGAGAAUCUGCAGACUCACUCUUGAAACUAAUCUUGGAUGAAUAUACCAAAAAAUAA